UGUGUAAGUUGUUCUUAAAGACCUCCAGUGACGGAGACUCCACCACCGCUCCAGGGUAUGCAUCUUCCUGGUCACCUGCCUUGCCAAGGAGGGAGGCAAGCUCAAGCCAGCUGAACCCUUGCAAUUGGAUUCACAAGAGGGUUUGAGGACAACAUUGCCUCGCCUCAACCUCUCUAUUUCCAGGGAGCCCCCUCCUCCCCACAGAAGCUUUGUGAAAUGGAAGAGUCAUACAGGUCUACAAUUUCCAUCUACAAGAGCAUCCUGGAGCAGUUUAAUCCUGCUCUGGUGAACCUGGUGUACCUCGGCAACAACUACUUGCGUGCCUUCCAUGCAUUGUCUGAAGCUGCUGAGGUCUAUUUCAAGGCCAUACAGAAGAUUGGGGAGCAGGCCCUCCAGAGCUCCACUUCACAGAUCUUGGGUCAAAUUCUGAUGCAGAUGUCUGACACCCAGAGGCUCUUGAACUCUGAUUUGGAAGUUGUGGCCCAGAAGUUCCAUGCAGACCUGCUGCAGCACAUGGAGAAAAACACCAAAUUGGAUGUGCAGUUCAUCAAUGACAGCCGUCAGCGGUAUGAGGUGGAGUACCGGCGCAGGGCAGCCAACCUGGAUAAGUGCAUGUCAGAGCUGUGGAAGCUGGAGAGGACCCGAGACAAGAGUGCCUGGGAUAUGAAGGAGAAUGUGAGGUGCUUGCACUCGGAGAUGCAGGCAUUUGUCUCUGAGAGCCAAAAGGCUGCUGAACUGGAGGAGAAGCGCCGCUAUCGGUUCCUGGCUGAAAAGCACCAGCUGCUCUCCAACACCUUCCUCCAGUUCUACAACAGGGCCCGGGGUAUCAUUCAGAACAAGGUGCCGCUGUGGAAGGAGCAGCUGGAGGCCAGCCGCACCCUGGUCAGCAGCCACUCCCAGAGUCACCUCAGUGCUUCACCAAGCUCAGGGUACCUGUCAGGCCGCCUAACUCCAAGCCACCUGGAGAUGUCCCAGAGACCUCUAGGAGAUUAUGGCUCUGCCUUGGGAGGACAAAAUUCAAGCACCUUCUCCCAGGAGUCCUCUGAAAUUAUAUCCUCUUCUCAGCCAGAGUUCACUCAGCGAACCCUGCAGAGGAGUCCCUCUGCUGGCUUGCUUUCCACUGGGCAGCACUCUCGUUGCAGCUCCUUUGGGGAGCCCAUCGGAGGGGAAGGCAGAGGUGGAGGCAAUAGAUUGAGAGUCCAAGCUAUCGUGCCCCACUCUACUGGCACCAACCGGACCCUACUACCGUUCAACACGGGUGAUGUUAUCAUUGUGCUGAUGCCAGAUGCACAGAAUGGCUGGCUCUAUGGCAAACUGGAGGGAUUGUCUACGUGUGGCUGGUUCCCUGAAGCAUAUGUAAAGCCCAUGGAGGAAAUGAGACACUCGGAGGAGCCAACCACCAGAUCCUUCCCACUACGAAGUAGCCACAGCAUGGAUGAUCUCCUGGACGGACCCAGCAUCCCAUCAGCAAGCAAUUAUUGGCACAAUGCUGCCCAGCCCCAGUCACCAAGCUCCUUAGCCUCAGACAGUUGCAGAAGCAAUGUGACAACCAAUUCCUCUGACUCGAAGAAGUCCUCUGCACUGGAACAACCCCCAGAACUCUUUCCUCGAGGCACCAACCCAUUUGCCACAGUCAAGUUGCGUCCCACCGUCACCAACGACCGCUCGGCCCCAGUCAUCCAGUGAAGCAGGAUCAUGGAGAGCAGCAGGUUCUAAGGGGGCAAUUGGAAAGAAGGCUGGCACUAACUGAGUGCGGUUUCUCUUGGCCAGGCCAACCCCUAAUCAUGGGGCUUCUCCCUUAUCCCAUCCUCUACAUCUGUUUCACUAUAGCAAUAAAUAUGAUUCCCUGGCGGGGGGGUUGGAGUUCUUUUUGGGUUGACCUGUGUGUGAUGGUGGUUGCACUGUUGUUGAGUGGAAGGCAGCCUGUGAUACUGGGGCUGGAGGUAUAGGGGGAGAGGUUUAUCAGUGCUUGAACCCUGGGCCUUGGAGGAGGGGGAUGUCUCUCACAGCUCAGAGUGCCUUCUCUGCAUGGGGGCAGUGUGAGCAAGGCAUGAAAAGGAACCUUUUGCACUUGGAAGGAGCAGCAGUGAGAGCUGUGUGGCCACUAAAGGGGUGGAUUUGGAUCAAGAAAGUCCAGGAAAGCUGUGAUUACCACUCCCCACCCCCUGUCCCCCAACACGCACAGUAUGCUGGUCUCCUCUCAGCUCCUCAACCUCAGUCAAGUGGAAGCUGUAUUUAAAGAGGGCAUCUUGCUGAUAGUCCCUGUUCCCUUCUUAACCACCCUUUGGCCCAGCAGCCCCAUGCUUCAAGUGAGAGGAGGCAGGGGAAGCCCAGCUGAGCUGCUGUGCUCUGUGGUUUGAUGCUGCAAAUAAAGACAGAUUUUUAAAAUAAAA
This is a messenger RNA of Alligator sinensis (Chinese alligator), 2393 nucleotides long. It is a transcript of the gene BAIAP2L2, whose product is annotated as BAI1 associated protein 2 like 2. Bases 217 to 1686 code for a protein of 489 amino acids. Gene Ontology annotation, cellular component: cytosol; nucleoplasm. Gene Ontology annotation, molecular function: protein binding. The record is from RefSeq and is a predicted model, not a curated record. Lineage: Eukaryota; Metazoa; Chordata; Crocodylia; Alligatoridae. Gene Ontology annotation, biological process: positive regulation of actin filament polymerization; actin crosslink formation; plasma membrane organization. The transcript is spliced from 15 exons.